This is a messenger RNA of Candidula unifasciata, 216 nucleotides long. The record is from the annotation of a GenBank genome assembly. NCBI's taxonomy places the organism in Eukaryota, Metazoa, Mollusca, Gastropoda, Stylommatophora, Geomitridae.
GAUCAAACAGUCAACCAUUGGUUGUGCCAGAUGAGAAUGCUUCCGCUUGCUUGCUACGGUCACAAUGUAUUCAAUAGAUCUCUCCACUAUGACAUUUUCCCAGGACGGAGCCAUACCCUCAAUGACUAUCGUUGUCCAGUAUCUACACCAGCCAGUGACACUAGAGGGCCUGAUGACAUCAAGCGAUCAAAGACAUUACACGUCAUUAACCUGCAG